Betta splendens (Siamese fighting fish) is the source of this 2392-nucleotide messenger RNA. It is a transcript of the gene mief2, whose product is annotated as mitochondrial elongation factor 2. Gene Ontology annotation, biological process: positive regulation of mitochondrial fission; mitochondrion organization. Gene Ontology annotation, cellular component: mitochondrial outer membrane. NCBI's taxonomy places the organism in Eukaryota, Metazoa, Chordata, Actinopteri, Anabantiformes, Osphronemidae. Bases 205 to 1611 code for a protein of 468 amino acids. The transcript is spliced from 8 exons. The record is from RefSeq and is a predicted model, not a curated record.
GCCAACCGCAAUAAAAACAAGACGAAGAAGAAGCAACUGCUAGCUACCAGGUUAAACUAUAUUUACGCUGUGUGACAGUAGUCAAGAACUAUAAGAUUUGUUGAAAAAAGCGCCGAAAGGUAUAUUUUGACAAUUACUGAUGUAUUGGUGUUACGCUGGGUCAUAUCGUUCUGUGUUGAGUGGCUAACUAUAAAAAAGGAAGCCAUGAACUUCCAGAGUAGCCGGAGAAGGGGAGAGGAUGGCGUCGCCAUGGUGCUUGACUUCCUGCUGUCUAAUGCUCGACUGGUUCUGGGAGUUGGAGGAGCUGCCAUGCUAGGAAUUGCUACGCUGGUAGUGAAACGGCUGAUAGAGCGUGCUGGCCAUGCAGCAGAGGAGGAAAAGGUGGAGCAGAAGAUGGCAGAAAGCUGGGAAGAGUUGAGUUUGGUUUCUGCUUCACCUACACUGAUCAGGAAGGGCAUAGAGGGUGUGGUGAUGAAACAUGUUGCCAAGGCAGCAAAGCAGAAAAAAGCUGACCUUUCCCAUCAACCAGAAGAGUCCUCUCUGGAGGUGCAGUCAAAGCCUGAACCUAAAUUGAAGAGAAUCCAGCUGUCUGUCCUCACUUUGCAGGACCGACUCCAGCAGUUCUAUCACACAAGGGCGGCUCUAGCUCCACGUGAGGUCCAGAGGGCUCAGACUCUGGCGCUGGACAUCUGCACUGAGAUCCAGGGCUUUCUGCACAACCGCCACCCUGAUAUGCCUCUGGGAGAAAUGAGCCUUGGAGGUUCACUACUGGAUGACCUGCAGGUGGUCAGUGCAGACCAUGCGUGCCUGCUGGUGCCUCUGCAGCUAGAAGCUUCCCUGUGGCGUCUCAUUCCGGGAGAAGAAACACUGCUCACGCACCCGCUGCACUGGAUGGUCCGACGAAUCAAUCUAGAAUAUUUUCCCAAAGGCCGGAGUUACUGGGACAGGUACCUGGUGGGUGGUUAUCUGUCAUCAGAAGCUGUAGUAAACAUGUUUAGUAAAUGUGUCUUGGAAACGAUGAACUGGCCGUCAAUCAGCAGUACUAUGGACUGUAUCGUCAGACCUGUUCUGGGAGGACCAGACCUGAUACUGGAGAUCCGGCCUGGAGACGACAAAGGAGCAGCACACUGCAGUGAUCAGCCUCUGUUCAUCUCCAUGUUGCCUGUGCUGAGGGAGGGGGACGUGGUCCUGACCGCUGAGCCAGACCUCACCUCUCCCUGGGUCAACGCCUGGCACCUCUCACUCUACCCGUGGGAGACGCAGCGUCUGGCUCAGCUCGACUCGGCUGAUGAUGGAUGCCGCAGACACACGCUUAAAGUCCUGAAGGCCGUGUGCAGACUGAGCCCCGCCUUGCGACCGCUUGAAGCUGCGCCGCUGGCCAAUCUCAUCCUGCACCUCAGUGAUGGUGAGGGAGACUGGUCUGAAGUCAGCCUGGAUGUGAGGUUCCAGCAGUGUAUCACAGAGCUGAUUGGCUACCUUGAACAAGGGGCAUUGCACAGUUACUUCAAACCAGCUGUCAAUUUGCUAAGCAGCUUGUCAGAGGACCAGGUGGACCAGAUGGGCUUCAUGCUCUACUGUGCUGUGUCAGAGCCUGAAAUAUUGUUUAUAUAACUCCUUGCAGACACAAUCUUCAGACUUGCUCUCACACACAUGCAGCUCAAUGAUCCUUUGAUGUUUGCUUCUAGAAAAAUACAAUUCUUCCCACUGCCUUCUUUCCGUGUUUCCCUUCUCCAUCGUGCUUUGUUGCAAGGGUACAGGGCACCGUGGACUGACGUCUACACUAGAGGCCGAUGCAACAAGGAGGCUGAAGACGUGAAAGUGACAGCUGAUUUAUUGCAAUAUUCACAGACGCCUGCCAAUGAAAGGUGUCGAGGGAUGUUCAGAUCUCUGGAAUGAUUCCUCAGGAUGUGCCAGGUCAUGACUCCCCACACUGAAUACAGUCAAGUAAAUAUUCAGCUUAGUGUGAUUAGUAUUUUUAUAGGGAGUCAGUUUAUUAAAUGAAACAAGUUCAUCGAAAUUGAUGGUGUCUGUUUAUCUUUUUGCUAAGUUGCCUUUAAUAUAAUGUCACUUAUGCAGAUAAAUAAUUAGCAAUCAGGGUUUCCUGCACAUGUACUAUUCAGUGUGUGAGUGUGAGGUGGAUUUCUGUCUCUCAGCAUGUGUAUUUUACCUUCAAACAGGGGAAAAGUGCAAUUUUGAUGUCCUAUUCAGUGUUCAGCCUAUAGCCAACCACGUUUGGGGAAACUAACUUUGUAAAUCACAAACAAUGUUGCCUUAAAGUUUUAUGCAUUUGCUUUUAAACAAAAUGUAAAUAUUUCUUCAGUUGUGUUGCUGAGUGAAAGAAAAAUAAGUUUUCAGUGAAAAUGCAAAUAAAAGUUGAUCAGUUGCUUGUAAA